AUGGCUAUGGAAGCGCUUAACUCACCCACCACCGCCACUCCUUUCACUCCCUUCGAAGAACCGAAUAUCAGCUACCUCGAUACACCGUGGACGAAAGGUAAACGUUCAAAGCGUUCUCGUAUGGAUCAAUCUUCAUGCAGUGAAGAAGAGUAUCUUGCUUUCUGUCUCAUCAUGCUCGCUCGCAGCGGAAACAAUAACAACAACAGCAACAAUAACUCCACCGCCAAACAGAUUUUAUCUGAUACUGAAUCUGCGCCGUUAACCGCCGUUAAACUCAGCCACAAAUGCUCUGUUUGCAACAAAGCUUUUUCAUCUUACCAAGCACUCGGCGGACACAAAGCCAGCCACCGGAAACUCGCGCUUAUGUCCACUACCGAAGAUCAGAAUCAGAAUCAGACCACCACCACCUCAUCCGCCGUGACUACCAGCUCUGCAUCCAAUAAGAUCAAGACUCACGACUGUUCCAUCUGCCACAAAUCCUUCCCUACCGGACAGGCUUUGGGUGGACAUAAGCGUUGCCACUACGAAGGCGGUGCAGGUGGCGGAGCCGGAAGCAGCGCCGUAACUGCCUCUGAAGGAGUUGGAUCCUCUCACAGCCAACACCGUGACUUUGAUCUUAAUCUCCCGGCUUUUCCGGACUUUUCAAAGAAGUGUUUCGUGGAUGACGAGGUUUCCAGCCCUCUUCCUGCAGCAAAGAAGCCAUUUCUUUUCAAGAUUGAAAUUCCUCAUUACUGA
Lathyrus sativus (Indian pea) is the source of this 735-nucleotide messenger RNA. Lineage: Eukaryota; Viridiplantae; Streptophyta; Magnoliopsida; Fabales; Fabaceae. The record is from the annotation of a GenBank genome assembly.